AUGGACCCAGGAAACAAUACAGGAAUUUCAGAGUUUGAGCUUCUGGGAUUUUCAGAAGAACCAGAACUGCAGCCAAUCAUAUUUGGAUUUUUCCUUUCCAUGUACCUGAUCACACUGUUUGGAAACCUGCUCAUCAUCCUGGCUGUCAGCUCUCACUCCCACCUCCACACCCCCAUGUACUUCUUCCUCACCAACUUAUCCUUUGUAGACAUCUGCUUCACCUCCACCACAAUCCCGAAGAUGCUGUGGAACAUCCAGAUUCAGAGCAAAGACAUAACCUAUGGAGGCUGCAUCACACAGAUGUAUUUUUUCAUACUGUUUACAGGACUAGACAUCUUUCUCCUGACUGUGAUGGCUUAUGACCGCUUUGUGGCCAUCUGUCACCCACUGAACUACACAGUCAUCAUGAACCCCUGGCUUUGUGGACUGCUGGUUCUCAUGUCCUGGAUUCUGAGUGCCUCGCAUUCCUUGUUACAAACUUCUUUGGUGUUGCGGCUGUCCUUCUGCACAGUCUUGGAAAUCCCCCACUUUUUCUGUGAAAUCAAUCAGAUAAUCCAACUUGCAUGUUCUGACACCUUUCUCAAUAACAUGGUGAUAUAUUUUGCAGCUAUGUUGUUGGCUGGUGGUCCCUUCAUUGGUAUCAUUUACUCUUACUCUAAGAUAGUUUCCUCCAUACGUGGGAUCUCAUCAUCUCAGGGCAAGCAUAAAGCAUUUUCCACCUGUGUGUCUCACCUCUCUGUUGUCUCUUUGUUUUAUUGUACAAGCCUAGGAGUGUACCUUAGCUCUGGGGCUACCCAGAGCUCCCACUCAAGUGCAGUAGCCUCAGUGAUGUACACUGUAGUCACACCCAUGCUGAAUCCCUUCAUCUAUAGCCUUAGAAACAAAGACAUAAAGGAGGCUCUGAUAAGAUUCUGUGGGAUGGCCGCUCUAAAACCAUGA
Lontra canadensis (Northern American river otter) is the source of this 939-nucleotide messenger RNA. Its product is annotated as olfactory receptor-like protein OLF4. Gene Ontology annotation, molecular function: G protein-coupled receptor activity; olfactory receptor activity. Gene Ontology annotation, cellular component: membrane. Bases 1 to 939 code for a protein of 312 amino acids. Gene Ontology annotation, biological process: G protein-coupled receptor signaling pathway. The record is from RefSeq and is a predicted model, not a curated record. Lineage: Eukaryota; Metazoa; Chordata; Mammalia; Carnivora; Mustelidae. The transcript has a single exon.